Benincasa hispida (wax gourd) is the source of this 2026-nucleotide messenger RNA. Its product is annotated as auxin-responsive protein IAA6-like. NCBI's taxonomy places the organism in Eukaryota, Viridiplantae, Streptophyta, Magnoliopsida, Cucurbitales, Cucurbitaceae. The record is from RefSeq and is a predicted model, not a curated record. Gene Ontology annotation, cellular component: nucleus. Gene Ontology annotation, biological process: regulation of DNA-templated transcription.
CUCUGCACUUGAACGACUCUGCCAUGUGAAAGCUCAGCAGUUUCCAUCUUUAGUGCUGAUUCACCCUAAAUAAUAAUUCAUCCUUUUUGAGUUUCUCUAUUGCUCUACCGACUGAAACACACUCCACCACCAUUUCCACUUAAAAACCCCUCACUCUCUACCAUCAUUUCAAUAUGAUAAAACAUUCUAAAUAUUUUUUGGGAUCUUUUCCCCCUUUUGCUUUGAUCUUUUACUCCUAAAGAUGGUGGGGUAUAUGGCUAAAGCAUUUUCUUAGUGGUUUUUGGGUGCCUUUUUCUUUUUCUUUUUUUUUUUUUUUUGCUGGGAAUUUUAAUUUGAGGGUGUGGAAAGGAAGAGUGAUCUAAUCUAGUUAUCCCCUUUAGCCGGACCCCUCUAUUGAAUCUGUCGUCUUGUGGUUGAAGUCGGAACCUUUUUUGCGUUUACUUUAACUAAUGCACACCAACUGUUUGUGAUUUGUUCUCAUCCAAAAUUUCUCUCUGUUUUGCUUCUUGUCAUAUUUAUAUAUAUGACUUUUGAGAAGAUGGUUUGAAGCAUAACAAAAACUUAUUUCUCUUUCAAGCUCAAUUUAUACCCUUUUCUUAGAAGAAAAAAUGGUCAGAUGUCCUGAGCUUCUUGACUUGAUCUCCAGGGACAGGGAAUGGGACUUGACUAGAAACGGUGUUGGAAGUUCUGUUAGUGAGAACAAUAAACUUGAACUGAGACUUGGAUUGCCAGGAGAAGUGGGGCUUGCAGAGGGAAGUAGCUGCUUGAAUAGUAACCAUGAAAAUGGUGAAUUCCCUCUCUCUUCGGCUAAACCAUUUCCUUCUUGUUUGAACAUUAGAAGCAACAAAAGGGCCCUUUAUGAGAAAGCUGAAGGAAUAACCGGAGAUGGAAAUUGGUUGGAUAGAAAUGAUGAAUUCCAACCCCACAAGCUGAUUUUCUAUGAGAAAACAGCUGAGAAGGUGUCUCCUCCCACUCCCUGUCUUAGUGCUUCCUUACCAUCUUCAGCUUUUCAGAGGGAAGCUCAGAAGUUAUCUCAACCAGCACAAUCUUCAUAUUUGAAACAGUUUUUUAUGCCUCAGAAAUUGGACUUGGUGUCAGAGGAGCCAUUAAAGCCAUGCAGUUUGAAAACAGCUGAGUUGAAAUCAUGUCUCAACAGUGGUUCAGUUCCUGCAGAAUCAUCUGAACCUAAACACCAUGACAAAAGGGCUUCAGUUGCAGCAGCCGUUGGUUGGCCCCCCAUCCGUUCUUUCAGGAAGAACUUUGCUGCUCCCCGCUCUUCAAAGCCUAACUCUCUGGAGUUGUCAAAAGAAACUGUGCAGGAUGAGAAUGGCUCAAAAUUAUCUGACUGUUCCAAGGGACAAAUGUUUGUGAAAGUUUGUAUGGAUGGGGUUCCCAUUGGAAGAAAACUGAAUCUCCAAGCCUAUAAUAGUUAUGAUCAACUGUCUGCUGGCAUAGACGAACUCUUCCACUGUCUUCUUGCAGCACAGAGAAACUACCUAGCAACUGAAGAUGGGAGAAAGAUGGAGGAAACAACUUCAGUAUCUGAUUCCAAACACAAAAAUGGGCUGUACACUCUAGUUUACUAUGAUAAUGAAGGGGACAGGAUGCUUGUUGGUGAUGUCCCAUGGAACAUGUUUGUUUCCACUGUGAAGAGGCUACGUGUAUUGAAGAGCUCUGUUGUUGCCACUGAAAUGAAGUGAAGCUCCUUUCAAAAUUCAAUCACAAACAUCUGAAAGGUACAGGAAACGUUCUUGUCAAAGUCUUUCAAGUCUUGGCUGAGAAUAACAGCAAUUUUGAGUAGCAACGGCAACAGUUAGGAUUUUCACAUGUAGAUUUUUCAUUUUCCUACACUUUUAGAGAUGUUGGCAGUGUUAUGAAGCUGCAAGUUGUAAGCGCAGCCUUGGGUUUCAAGGUUGAGGCUACUGCUGUUGUGUGUAUAUAAUUGUAUUCUGUUUCUUCAGAAAUAUAUGAGUUUUGAUUUUGAAUUCUUGGGAAUUUACUGCAUCCUAUAAGUUUUGAUUAUAAA